AAUAUCAAUUCCAAGUUUAAAGUUAUUUCUUACUUGAAAUAUAUCUAAAAACUAAAAUAAAGGGAUUAACUUUAUUAUAAUAAAAGACUCUAUAUACUAAUAUAGACAAAUCUAUUGCGUUGAUCACAAUUUAAAUGCCUUUCGUCGAAAGAUUCGUACAAAUUCGUAAUUUUGUUAUGAACGUUUGUCUCGUCGAGGCCCUACAAUUUGUCCAGGACCUAACGCAUGCCAUUUGCUUGGACUUUCGAGGCCUACUCAAUCUUAAAUAGAGCCGGCGAACUGGUUCGCUCACCUCAUCAAUUACAGUGUUGCUCAGACUCAACAUACGCACCCACACACCCACACACACACACACAAACACACACACACACCUACUCACACUCACACACACACACGCACCGACUCGCAUCUGAAGUAAGAACCCAAGACGAACAUCCUUUAAACGACCUUUUGCUUGGUUUUAAAAACUAAACGACCAUUCGAUAAACAAAUUGAACAAGUUGCAAACAACAGCCGUUAAUCGAUUAGUUGAUAACCGUUAACCGAUAACCGAUAGCCGAUAAACGAUAACAACGACAUGCUCUCCUGUGCCCCAUUCAAUAAACUGAUUUACCCAACGGCCGCGGAUGUCUCCGCCA
Molecule: messenger RNA, 638 nt
Organism: Drosophila montana
Lineage: Eukaryota; Metazoa; Arthropoda; Insecta; Diptera; Drosophilidae
Exons: 2
Coding region: 135-269 (44 amino acids)
Source: RefSeq, a predicted model, not a curated record